GGGCUAUGAAUACUCAGUAUUGUUCUGCGCAUAAGUCAAUUCCUUAUAAAUUAGUAUUCGGACAGCUUCCCCACUGCGAUACUAAUUUAGUUGAUAUAUUAGAAAGUGAGGAGUCAUUAAACAACCAAACUCUAAUAUCUGAAGGCUCCCAAUCGACUAUAGUUUCUGAAAUUAGCAGUGAUACAGUUUCAGAAUCAGAAUUUUCUAGUAUUAUAGAACAAGUUCAAGAAAAUUGUAGCAACAUUGAUGGUGCAGAUGAAAUAUGUAGUGAUAAUGAUGGUGCACAAGAUAUCGAUGAUGAUAGUGCACAAGAACUUUAUAACGAUUUAUUAUCGUUAUAUUGUUCUGAAAUUGAAGAGGGUUCUAAAAAUACACCAGUUUACAAAAUUGUUGAAAUUAUUAAUUCAGAUGAUGAUUUCGAAGUUGGAGAGUGUUCUAAAAACACAUUAGUUCCACAAAUUAUUGAAAUCAUCGAUUCUGAUGAUAAUUCAGAUGAAAAUCGACAUUAUACUUCGCAAGAAAAAAAAAAGUGGAAAGUUCAAUCAGAAGAAACUAAG
Molecule: messenger RNA, 557 nt
Organism: Cetraspora pellucida
Lineage: Eukaryota; Fungi; Glomeromycota; Glomeromycetes; Diversisporales; Gigasporaceae
Source: the annotation of a GenBank genome assembly